Molecule: messenger RNA, 1286 nt
Organism: Boleophthalmus pectinirostris (great blue-spotted mudskipper)
Lineage: Eukaryota; Metazoa; Chordata; Actinopteri; Gobiiformes; Gobiidae
Gene: endouc
Product: endonuclease, polyU-specific C
Exons: 8
Coding region: 34-990 (318 amino acids)
Molecular function (GO): RNA endonuclease activity
Source: RefSeq, a predicted model, not a curated record
GCAGAGCUGAGCACGCGCGGAGCAGGAGGCAUCAUGACGAGCAGACUGACUCGUGUCUUCGUGUUCUUUGUUUUCUCUUCUGGCCUGGACGCUUCCAGACCCGUGUUGAACCAGGAGCUCUCCAACCUCUUUAAUGAGCUGUGGAGCCUGGACUCGCAGCGCAUGAGCCCGGGGCUGGACUACACUCUGUCUGUGCAGGGCAGGGCGGGAUUUGUGAACCAGGGGAGCACCGCGGUACCAGACCACGCCCCCCUCCCGCUUUUCUCCAGCGUCAAUGAAACAAAGUUUCAGACCAUCACCACGUACAACAGGCUCAUCAAACUUCUGGAUAACUUCGAGCGGGCGACGGGCGUGGCGGAGCAGGUCACAGCAGACGAGCUUCUGGAGAUCAGUCAGUUCCUGGACGCGGUGCUGCAGACUCCAGUCAUGAGGAGGGCCCAUCAGUACCUGGUGAGUAAAAGACUCUCCAGCUCUGACCUCAGAACCUUCAAGAACCAACUCAACCUGAUCUGGUUCCACCUGUACCGCCGGCAGAGGAACAGCCAGCUGGACUCGUGUGGGUUUGAACACGUGUUUGUUGGAGAAACUCGUUCUGGAAAUGAACUCAUCGGUUUCCACAACUGGGUCCAGUUUUACCUCCAGGAGAAAAAUCUGCACCUGGACUACAAAGGAUUCAAGGCGGGCCUCAGGGACCUCCCGGAUCAGGACGACCACGUGUUGAACCUGCAGUUCACUUGGCACGGCGUGGUGAAGCCGGUGGGCAGCGCCUUCAUUGGGACCAGUCCAGAGUUUGAGAUGGCGCUGUACACGGUGGUGUUCCUCCUGUCCACCGAGAGGAGCUCCACCAUCCUCGUGAACAUCGACCAGUGUCAGAUGGAGCUGAUUGUCGUGAGACACGGACGCUCCAUCGAGACUGCGUAUCCCAGACUCCUGAGCAGCAAUGGCCGACACGUGCGCACGCAGGCGCAGUCUGCACGUGCACAGGCCUAGUCACACGUGCACAGGCCUAGUCACACAUGCACUCGCACGUGCACUCAUACACACACUCAUACACUAACUCAAUUUUACUGUAGAAAACACAAACAGCCAGUCUAAAAUAAUCUCAUCAAACAGUUGUAUUUGUAGUUUAGUGUGUUAGUGUGUACUACAUACUGUAUAUUCUAUUAGUAUAUACAGUAUAUUCUAUAAUAUUAUACAGUAUAUACAGUAUAUUCUAUAGUAGUAUGUAUUAUAGACAGUACGAUGUCGUGUUGAUUCUGUUUUUUAAAUAAACACAAUACUCCAGA